Pterocles gutturalis (yellow-throated sandgrouse) is the source of this 3303-nucleotide messenger RNA. RefSeq names its product fer-1-like protein 4. Lineage: Eukaryota; Metazoa; Chordata; Aves; Pterocliformes; Pteroclidae. Gene Ontology annotation, biological process: plasma membrane organization. The annotation marks the transcript as partial. The transcript has 25 exons. The record is from RefSeq and is a predicted model, not a curated record.
CUCUUUCGCUGGCCUCACUAUGGGAAGCUCGUCAUGGGAGAAACACUGUCAAUUAAGGUUUACAACUGCAGCAAGGUUUUCAGUAACAGGCUUCUUGGUACCCUUGUUCUCAGCCUUCAGCACCUGAUGACAUCUGGGAGACUGAUCCUCUGGGAGGCUCUCAUCGACCGGAACCACAGAGUCACCGAUAUCUACAUUGAGUUGGAUUUGCGCUACCAGCCUCCAGAUGGCUCAGCUGGGACUUGGGUUGAAGAGGACUUUGUCUAUCAGAUGAAAGACAGUUCAGAGUUAAUCAUCUGCAAUCCUGGAUUUGAGGAUCUGGAGGCAGCCGAGGGGCCGAGAGCGAGUGAACUGGACAGGAAGGCUGCUGUGCUGGGCAGGAAGCUGGCAAAAGGCCUGGAGACUGAUGAGGAAGAGGAGGAAGAAGAUUUCUAUGAUGUGUCCGAGAUGGAGGUCUCAGGCAUUGUCUUCAGCCCUGUGAAGAGCCGCUCCAGACUUUGCUCCGCACGGGACCUCUUUGCCACUCCAGCCCCGCAGAGCUUCCAGGUUGGGAUUAAUAUCAUUGAAGCACAGAAGCUGGUGGGCGUGAACAUUAACCCCUUUGUGGUAGUCAAGGUUGGAGAGGAGAAGAGGCACAUGGUGACACAGAAGUCAACAAACUGCCCCUUCUACAAUGAAUAUUUUUUGUUCGAAUUCCACGAGCCAAGAGAUGUUUUAUUGCACAAACUUAUAGAGAUCUCAGUUUUUCACUCAAAGAAAGUACCAUUCCUGGGAACGUGCAUAGGAACAUUCAAGAUGGAUGUUGGGACGGUGUACAGCCAGCCAGAUCACAGGUUUUUCCAGAAGUGGGCUGUUAUCAGUGACCCCACAGAUACCCGGGCAGGUGUGAAAGGCUUUGUGAAGUGCAACAUCUCCGUCACUGCACGUGGGGAUGUUGUGGGCUCCCUUCCCACCUCCUCCAGCAACCGGGAUGAAGACAUUGAAAGGAACUUGCUGCUGCCUAAGAGAGUCCCUGCAGAGAGACCUUGGGCCAGGGUCUGCAUCAAGCUGUAUCGUGCUGAGGGCCUGCCCAGCAUGAGUUCAGGCAUCAUGGGUGGUUUCUCCAAGAUCAUAGGGGAGAAAAAAGUCUUUAUUGACCCAUACGUGCAAGUCUUGUUCUGUGGGCAGCAGGGGGAAACCUCGGUGGAGACCAGCACCACUGAGCCUGAGUGGAAUGAGCAGAUCAGCUUCAUCGAGAUGUUCCCACCUCUGGCCAGGAAGAUAAAAGUCCAGGUGCUAGAUGAUGCUAAUGUUGGUGACAUGGCCAUCAGUAAACACUACAUUGACCUGCAGCAGAUCUCAGACCCUGGCAGGAAUGGCUUUAACCCCACAUUUGGCCCAACCUGGGUGAACCUGUAUGGCUCCCCCCAGAACUCGGCUCUGCGGGACAUCCACAAGGACCUCAACGAGGGCAUGGGCGAGGGGAUCUUCUACCGCGGGCGCAUCCUCAUGGCCAUCACGGUGGAGAUCUUCAGCAGCCCCAGUGUGGCAGAGAGGAAGCUUGGGGACAAGACAAAAGGAGCCUUAAGCAAACUGAAGCUGAAGAAGACAAGUAAGAAAUCCAAAGAGAAAGCCAAAGAACUGAGCCAGCUGCAGGGAGAAGAGGAGACUGGCGGCUCUCAGGAGGCUGUGCAGCCUGGGGAGGUCACUGUGGAGGUGGAAGAGCUUCAUCCACUCACUGAGAACGCGUUGGGGAGGAAGGAGGAAUUCCUCCUCUUUGUUGCCUUCUUUGAAGCCACUGUGAUGAACUCCUCUCUCAACAACAAGCCUGUCAGCUUUGAAGUCUCUAUAGGAAACUAUGGCAAAGCUGAAGAGGUUGUGACCAAAGUACAGAGAAAAGCGGAAAAGGGAGAAGUGAAAGAAGAAAAGCAGCCUUUGCUGGACCUUGGUUCAGAUGACAAGCUGGAUGUUGAAGUUCUGGCCUCAGUUUCAGUAGCACUGAACAAGUCGGUGACAAAGAGCCAGAGACCAGAGCCCAUGGACUAUGACAGGUUAUACAGCUGCCUGCCCAUGACGCAUGAGAAACCCUGCGUGUACGUGUGGAGCUACUGGGAGGAUCACACCUGGAGACUCUGCAUUUCCAACUGGAUUGUCAAGCUGGCAGAGCGCCUGGAGCAGGGCCUGAACGAUGUGGAGAAGCUCAUGAGAAGGCCAAAGGCUAAAGCAGAAGAGCGGCUCAGAGAGGUGCUGGAGGAAUUUGUAGCUGGAUGCAGGCAAUAUUCCCUCAGUGCAGAGAGAAAAAUCAUGACACAUCCAAACAACCUUGACAGAUGUCGGAUGAAAUACCUGACGUGCAACAUUAUCCUGUACGCCAAGCAGGGGCUCCGUGUGAGGCGGCGGCUGUCUCGAGCCAACGUCAAGGAGAAGGUUAAGGAGACAAGGAAGGUCCUGGCAAAGCUACGCUUCAUGGCGAAAGAGGGCUCCCCUGAAUUCCUUGGCCAGGCCUUUGCCGUUCCACAGGUGAAGCUGGUCGAUGAGCCAUAUGUCAAACCUGCCUUGCAGUUCUUUGAUUUCUACAAAGGCACUAAAGCAGCGGGAGAGCUCAUUGCCACUUUUGAGCUGAUUGAGCUGGAUUACAGCAGCUAUUUGGAGCCGUCAGUGCCUGAGGAUGUGGAGCCCAAGGAGCCCAACUACCUGGGAGACCCCUGUGCUGGACGGUUCAUCAUCCCUGAGGGCAUCCGCCCAGUGCUGAAGGAGUUUCACAUAGAGAUCCUGUUCUGGGGCCUGCGAGACCUGAAGCAGGUGAACUUGUUCGAGGUGGAUCAGCCUCAGGUGAUAACAGAAUGUGCUGGCAAGAAGGUGGAGUCAGAGGUGAUUGUGGCCUACAAAGAGAACCCCAACUUCACUGAACUGGUCAAAUACAUGGACGUGGAGCUCCCGGAGCAGGUCUACCUGCACCCUCCCCUCAGCAUCUUCGUGGUGGAAAAACGGGCGUUUGGGCGGACUGUGUUGGUGGGUACCCAUGUUGUGUCCGAUGUGAUGAAAUUCUCUCCCAGAGAGCUGGAGGAGGAACCAGAAGAUGUACCCAAAGCUCGGAAAGUCUCAUCCCAGCAUCUUUGCUCUCAGACUGUGGUAAACAUUGGCCCGGCAGCUGGUGACCCAGGUGCCAGCACUCACGCCCUGAGACUUGUGAAGGCUCCUCUGAAGAAAAUUCCUAUCAGUAAGCUUGUAAAGGAGGACGAAUAUGAAGAAGAAAAACCAGAGCUGGAAGAACUGGAUUGGUGGUCCAAGUACUAUGAGUCCCUGAAGGAGCUGUAUAACCAG